This is a messenger RNA of Ectocarpus sp. CCAP 1310/34, 2665 nucleotides long. The record is from the annotation of a GenBank genome assembly. NCBI's taxonomy places the organism in Eukaryota, Phaeophyceae, Ectocarpales, Ectocarpaceae.
AUGCAAAACAUAAGAGUACGCCCCCCCCCCCUCCUCCCGCACGCGGCGACACGGCAGUUGGAGGAGGCUCUCGCGGCGUCGAAGAGGGAGGCGUUCGGCCCGGAAGGCGAGGCUCAAGAGGACGAAGCGGCAGACCUCGCGAAGGCAAUUUGUUUGAGCCAGGAGGGCGGCGGUGGCUGUAGCGACGAGUGGGCGUGCGCGGCGUGCACGUUCAUCAACGAGGCUUCCGUUGUCGUGUGCGGCAUGUGCGGAACGCCGUUGCCAGAGCCGCUGCCGCCUUCGUCUCCGGGCACCCCUCCUGCGGAGACCGAUAUGAGCAGCGUCGCUGGCGACAGCGGCGGUGGUAGCGCCGACGGAAAGAGCGGGGAGAGAUGCGGAGUACAACGGAGAGGAUCCGGGGCAAGAGGCGGGGGCGACGACGAAGCGGUCGUGGCCCUGAGCGAUGUCCGGCAGCGGACGGCGCAAGACGCUUCGCCGCAACCGCAGCCGCCGGCGCCGCUCGCAAGAGGCGACGACGUCAAGAAGAAGCAACAAGAGAGCCCGCCACAGCCGCCACCGGAGCAGCCGCAGGCCCCGAGGGUCCCCAGGAAGGGCCCCCUGCGCGCCCGGUACGAGCUCCGCGGCAUCCUGCAUCACCUCGGGCGGCACGCCUUCGCGGGGCACUACGUCACCGACGUCCGCGAGGAACGGAGUGGCGGCGACGGCGGCGGCGGUGAGGGUGGGGUAGUUAAGGCCGCCGGGAGUCAGGGCGGAAAGACGGAGCGCGAGGGCGGAGGAGGGAGGGGUUGGAGCCGGUACGACGACAGCGUGGUUUCUCCUGUGACGGAGGCGGAGGCCCUCGGCGGGGAGGCGCAGCGGACGUGCUACCUCUGCUUCUACUCUCUUGUCGUGGCGGACGCCGAGUAGACGAUGUUUGCGACGGCCCCUCCGUCUGUGUCCCUUGACGGGUAGAUGAUAUUCACGCCGACGGUCCCCCCCCCCUUGUCGUCGGACGCGGUGUCUCCGGGCCAUGGUCGUGGAACUUGGCCCUCCAGCUCGGUUGGUGUCCUGCUCGCCGUCGGACCGGGUCGCUCUUGCUUGGAUGCGUGUGUGUCGUUUCACCUUCUUGGUGGCGGAACUGGACGGUAUCAUGAAGUUGCUCUGUUGUCCCGUUUGUUGGUUGUACGGUAGGGGGGGGGGGCAGAGUACCAUUGACGGACACAACCCCCCGGGAUGGAGGAGUUGGCAAGAAACUUGCAACAACGGGGCGCACGCACGUAAACUACACAGGGAACGCAGGACGAAGAUAUACCGUGGUUAUGCACUUCUACUUGAUGCAAAAAUCGAGUCCAAACUGUUGGUGCAGAGUAUGGCACAUACGGCAGAUGAACCUAAAAAACGAGUUUCGAGUUCUGGUUCUGUUGGGUUUUGGGAUAGGAAAUAUGCCCCGUUUCAUCGCGGUUUGUAUGUAUAUCCAUCUGGGCAGAGUGACGGACGAAGCAAGGGUAAGCUCCACCCCGACCGGCGUGUGUGCCCAUGUACAGUUUUUCGGAUGAAACACGCCGGGCACGGGGAUCUCUUUGGUUUUGAAUCCCCGCGGGUUUCGAUGACUGGCAGCCCCCGCCGGCUCGCGUUAUAUUUUUUCGUUGUUUCGCAAGGGCGCAUGUAAAACCAAAAUCCUUGAUGUCCUCGCAUUGCAUGCUUGCAGUGUUUUGGUCUUUGAAUUGUCCAGCGCCAUCAAUUUACUAUUUGAGUCUUGAUCAUUUAUCCGCCGUGUGUUGUUGAUGGUGUGAGUGCGUGCUCGUGUGCCUGUGUCAUGGGUGUAGAGGACGUGCGGCGUGGGGGGUGUCCGGUGAAGCGUAGCCGCGUCCGUCCAUUAUCCAUGCGGCCUCCCGGAUCGAACGGUAGCUCCGUAGCAUGAAAGACAAGACCAUGCGGUGUGUCGCCGUGGUCGGGUCACGCCGGCAGCAGAUGCGACGGUGGUUAUCUGCAUAAAACAAAAUGGAGGCCCUGGUGUGCGAUGGUUCGUCCCCGUUCAGCAUAUGUAGCCGGCAAAAGGAGGGAUCCACUCCAAAUUUCUGACUCGCCGUAGUGGAGUGUGACAAGCUGUCUGGUAUCGGGAAUACUCGGUGUCUUGUUUUUCGAUUGUACCCCGCUUUUCUGCCAUGUUCCCUCCUUUUGGGAAUAAAUGUAGAUACGGCAGAAGGGUUGUUUGACCCCUGUCUUGAUCUCACUUCCCGGAGUUGAAGUUGAAGUAGUCGGGCAGACUUGACUUGCACAGGACUGUGGCAAGGUCCAGUCGCCGGGGAGGAGGCGGUUGGACGGGGGCGGGCUCCGAAUGGAUGCGGGAUGCAGGGGUGGGUUGGUCGGCGAAUGGGUAUAUAUUCGGCAAAAAACAAGAUUUCCCUUGAAGAAGGGUUUCAUUUGACGCUAGGGCGAACUCGCUGUCGCUCGCGGCGUUGUAUUGUCGGAUGUGUGGAAAUUGUAUCUGAGAGCACGGCCGGACGUCGCUCUUGCAUCAUGAAAAAGGGUAAAACUCGCCGUCACCACCAGGCCAUCCGUGCGUUUCUGCGACUACACAUGGAUCAAUGUUUCACGAAGAAAGCGACUGACUUGUUUGGCUUUUACUGCUGUAGUUUUUCCCUCGUUCGUUACUGGUAUGUGCAGCGGCUGCCCACCAUUUAUG